GAGCUCUGAUUACAGAUCUUCUACUAUGCCACGAAGCACCCUCAUUUGGAGUAAUUCAGGAAACACAAGGAGUCAUAUGUACUCCUCUAUGUAUAGCCAAGAUAUGCCAAAGCAUUAUAGUAGAUAUUCGGAUCCACCAAGAAGCCUCACAUUCUUCAGAUAUCACAGUUCAACACCAAUAAGAUACUCCACAUAUCCCAGAUUCCAUAGCAGAUUUUACAGAUGAAGCCACUGAUUGAAUUUGAAGCAUUGAAGCAGCCGAAAACACCACACUGUUAGAAAAAUGUCCUAAAAAUUUUGUUAAAUUUCGAAACAAAUACACUUUGGUCUUUUAUAAAAAGAUAAAAUUGUUAGAUUUUUUUCUAAUUGUGGAAUAAAAACUAAUAUUUUUGUAUUCACUCAAAAUAGAAUUUGGGAUUUAGUCACCUAAUACUAGUAGCUUAGCUUCAUUUGCCAGGACUUCAGUUGCCAUAAUUUUGUCAUUUUGAGUAUAAAUCUUAUUGUAAUUGAUCACUAAGCAAAUGAAUAUGUUAUAACUUAUGACAAGGACUCGUUAAUUAAAACAAUAUAAUGGUCACUGUAAUUACAACAAAUGAAUGUUAACCAUAAAUAACUAUAAAUAAACGUAACUAAUGA
This is a messenger RNA of Eurytemora carolleeae, 636 nucleotides long. RefSeq lists its product as uncharacterized. The record is from RefSeq and is a predicted model, not a curated record. NCBI's taxonomy places the organism in Eukaryota, Metazoa, Arthropoda, Copepoda, Calanoida, Temoridae.